Messenger RNA from Metarhizium album ARSEF 1941, 1446 nucleotides. RefSeq lists its product as uncharacterized. Gene Ontology annotation, molecular function: nucleic acid binding. The record is from RefSeq and is a predicted model, not a curated record. Lineage: Eukaryota; Fungi; Ascomycota; Sordariomycetes; Hypocreales; Clavicipitaceae. The transcript has a single exon. Bases 1 to 1446 code for a protein of 481 amino acids.
AUGGGAAGAGGCCCUGAAACUCCAGCUUGGAAGCGUCAUUGCGCCAUUGCAUACGCUUUUGAUCUGUCAAUGCCUCAAGUCGAAAUCGCGAGACGAUUAAACCUGACAAGAUCGACUGUGCAUAAUCUCGUCCGAGCCGCAAGAGCUCGCAGUCCAACUUCAGAUCUGGCGGAUUUACAAGCGGCGGUCAGUGUUCAGCCACGUAGUGGCAGACCAAGGAGGGCUGAUCCUGGCGAUGAGGUAUCUCUCACUGUCCGAAGAGGUGUUCGAGAACACCCAUACCAGGCGAUGGACAACGCAGCCAACCGUUUUCUCAGGGAACGCCAGGUACUCGGCGAGAUCGACCAGAACAUUCGACCACUGGGAGUUCAGCAGGUGUAUAACAUCUUGCAAGACUCUGAGCAGUGUGCUGCUGACCCAGAGGACCAAAGGGUAUACACGCGGCACCGUGUGUACAGACGCAACGAGCUCAGCGCUGCCAACAUUGCAAAACGUCAGGCAUAUCUCUUUGAGGUCGAACAGCUGGAGCAGGCAGAGGCAAUUAUCAUAUGUUGUGACGAGAAGGCCUAUCACUUUGGCGGCACGCCCGACCGGCAUGUGACUUUACCAAUAAACACGAGCUCGUACCAAAGUUGUGCACCGACACGUUUCAAACUCGAACAAUGGGCUGCUGCUUGUGGUGACGACUGUUCUGUGAAGAGACCCUGGACUGUCUGGGAGCUUCGGGACCAAACUUCCGAGGAGCUGCAGAAGCAGCUGGAUGAGUGUAAUGCGCAAGCGAGGAGAAUCACCGAUGAACAGCGUGCCAAUGCCAGAGUCCAUGGCACGCCCGAACACCAGUACCUUGUUUGGAUGAACACACAGGUCAAGAUUAAACGUCUAUGGAUGCGUGCCAACGCCAACGACAGCGGCGGCCCCAAGGAAUGGACUGUCGAACGUCUCUUUCCUUACCAGAGCCAUGAUAUAAAGGAAGGGACCAAGAAGCUCAAUUUUGUGUGGUAUGCCUUCGAAGUGUACAGGAAGCUCUUGUUUCCUUAUUAUCGCGAGAUAUGUAGACGCAACCCAGGCAGGAGAGUGGUGAUACAAGAGGAUAAUCAUGGACCGCAUCUGAAAGCCAGACAGCUAUUGCAGCCCGAGAUUCAACAGCAAGGUAUCGUGUUUGUAAACCAUCCCGGUAAUUCGCCAGAUUUGGCACCAAUAGAGGGUCUUCAGGGUGAACAUGAAAGGAAGCUUGCAGGUUUCAUCUAUGAGGUUAGGGACGCACAAGCCUCUACUGUGCGAAGGGCAAAAGACCUCUUGAGAAUCACCUGGCAAAGCAAGGAUUUUGAUGAGACAGUGAGAGGCAAGGUUUGCAGAGCGGUUUAUGUAGAAUUGGCCAAGAGGUGUAAGAUGGCAGGAGGCGGCAACCAUUUCAGGGACGACGUCUACAUCCAUGUGGACGCGUAG